GUGUUGCAGUGAGUGUGGCGGGUUAAUGUAAAGUUUACGGAAGCUAAAAGAUAUGCUUACUGAAAGAUCUACAUACUGAUAUGUUUGUUGUUUAUUUGUAUUCAAUCGCGAUCGGCUUCAAAUGACACGGAUGUAUUUAUGGAAUAUCACAGACGCGUGUCGGCGAUGAAGAAAAGGUGGUGUUUUGCUAAUUAGCAGUUAGCAAUAAGCGCUACCUUGUUUCUGGGUUAGCUAGCUUCCAGAGCCCCGUCGAGAGAUGAGUCUCACACGGGAGAUAAAACAACUGCGGAAAGCAAAGAGUAAAGCGCAAAACAGCAACAACAUCAGAGAAGAGUCGAACAUCUGCAACCAGCUCGGGGCUCUGCUGUCCAGACACGGUGAUUAUGAAGCUGCGCUGAGAGAGCACCAGCAGGAGUUGGCUCUCUGUGAAGCCAUCAGCGAUGUGAUUGGACAAGCCGUGGCCAAUCGAAAGAUUGGAGAGUGUUUGACAGAGAUGGGAAACAUCGAGGAUGCUUUGAAACAUCAGCGACGUCACCUGGACCUGGCUCGCUUGGUUAAAGAUCACAUCGAGGAGCAGAGAGCGCUGGCCACUAUCGGCCGGACCUUCCUCUAUUGUUACGAAUCGGACAAAUCAAGGAACAUUUUAGAGCAAGCCGAGGAGGCUUUCAGGAAGAGUCUGGCCAUCGUGGAUGACCGUCUGGAAGGAACAGUGUCGGAGCGAGAGAUUGGCGAGAUGAGGGCGCGUCUCUCCCUAAAUCUUGGUUUGACGUAUGGUUAUAUGGGGGACCCCAAGCGUGCCACCGAAUUUAUCAGACGCAGUACAUUUAUUGCAGAGAAGAGCCAGCUGCUAGAAGACCUCUUCCGUGCUAAUUUCCACUUGGGCGAUAUGUGCUUCCGUAAUGGGCAGCACUCUAACGCAAUGCGCUGCCUGGAACAGGCCAAAGAAUGCGCCAGAAAAAUGAAAGACAAGUUCAGCGAGAGCGAGUGCUUUUACUGGAUCGGCAAGGUGAAGCUGUCUCUGGGGGAUUUUGUGGCAGCUCGACGAUCUUUUAAGAAGGCUCUCUUACUGGGUUCCCAGCACCCGCAGGAAAGACAGGCAACAAAGAAGGCUUUCCAAAAUGCGGACAAGGGCUGUAAAUUAGAAGAAGAGUUGGGGGAUGAUCUCAUCAAAGGGUUGAAGUCCCAUGAGGCCGUGGGGCUGGCAGAGCAGCUCGGAGACCUCUACUGUAAAGUUGACUGCUACAGCAAAGCUUUGGAUGUAUAUCAGGCGCAGCUGGCUGGUGCAGAGGCUUUGGGGAAGCCUGCCAGAGAACUGGCUGUCAUCCACGUGUCCCUGGCUGAAACCUUCAAAGACCUGAAACAGUACAACAAAACGGUGGAGCACUACAGACAGGAGCUGGCCUUCCGACAGGGCAACCUUACCGAGGAGUGUACCACGUGGCUGAACAUCGCGGCGGCCCAGGAGGACAGCUGCUGUGCCUCUGAGGACAUCGACGGCAGCUACAGCAUGGCCCUGAGCUGCGCUCAGAGAUCUGGAAGUGCGACGCUGCAGAAGCGUGUGCUGAGACUUUGUCUGGUGGCUCAGAGGCGGACCGGCUCACUGAAUGCUGAUGACACUGAGGCGAAACUACUGGAGCUGUGUGUGUCAGAAGGCUGGAGUGUGGAUGGGAGUGACGACGAAGAGGAUGAGAGGGAAGAGAUGGACAACAGUGAACCUAUGGAGGACAGCGACAUCACCCUCUCAGACUCAGAUGAUGACCUGGAGGGUUAUGACAAAAUCGUGUCAGGGAGGAGGAAAGUGGGAAGGUGGAACAGGAAAAAUGAGAAGGGUGAGACGUCACUCCACAGAGCAUGUAUAGAUGGGAACCUGAAGCAGGUCCAGUAUCUGGUGGAACAGGGUCACCCGGUGAAUCCCAGGGACUACUGUGGCUGGACACCCCUCCAUGAAGCCUGCAACUACGGACACUAUGACAUUGUAGCCUUCUUGCUGGAGCGUGGCGCAAACAUCAAUGAUGCUGGUGGCUCCUUAUGUGAAGGAGUCACUCCUCUCCAUGAUGCGCUCACUUGCGGCAACUUCAAAGUGGCUCAACUCUUGGUGGAACGCGGGGCGUCUGUCACCUUGCGUAACUCGAAGGGUGAAACCGCCAUGGACACCUUGCGCAUGUGGCGGAGGAUGUAUAGCAGAGAGCUGGAUGAGGACACUAAGCAGGAAUGCACAGCUACAGAGAAACUUCUGAGGAAGGCACUGGCAGGAGGAGUGCCUGCUGCUCCAGCGCCAGCCAAGCCAUUUGAUGCCCUGCAGGACAGCCAGCUGUUUGAUGCAGAAAAUUCAGAGCCUUUGAUGUCCUCUGGAGGGGGUUGUUCCUCCAACCACGAUGGGCCCAGGAACAGGAGGACCUCUGAGGCAAACGCAGUGUCUGCCAGCCCCAAACGGUGGAAGUGUAAUGGCUCAUCACAGCGGCACAGAGCCAGAGGAACAGACGCUGCCGUUCUCUAUGGGACUGAGAGCACGAGCUCAGAUGAAAGCGACUCCGACUGUUCAGUCAGUCCUCUGCGUCCCGUCCGCCUGAGACCCAGUUUCCCAGCAGAUUCAAGCCAAAAGGAAGCCCCCCAAAACAAAGCAGGGAACUCAAACCAUAACUGUGUUUGGGAAAAUGUCGCAGACCCUAGUGUGCCGUCUGUUUUUGCUCGGGAGGAGUACCACAAUGCUGUUCGUGGCUUGGGCAGUGCGAAAACUCUUUUUCAAUGUUCGUCACAACCGCAGUUUUCCAGCACACCUGCAGCGUCAUCCACUACCACAUCGGCACUGGUUCCUGAGGAGUAUCUGGCUGAUGAUUGGUUGGAGGAUGACUUCGGGGAAAUCCAACCUAAGAAGAAGAGGUUACGAGAGGAGGAGACUGACAUGAGAGCAGAGACCGCUGCUUCGUCUUUUGCAGCCAGACAUUACUGUCAUCCAGAUAUCCGAAGUUCUGCAGGUCCUUCAUCUUCCAGUAGAGGUCGUUCUCUGAAAAACAGUGGCUCAUUGAAGCGUCACCAAGUCAAAAUGACUCAGAUGCCUGGAAUGGUCAGACUGGGUAGACGAGAGGUCAGCAGGUCACACAGUCCCACCUUUACAGACGACAACUACGACACGAGAUCUGAGACGCCUUCGCCACAACCACAAGUACUAACACAGGGUCCAGCUCAAGCAUUGGCUGCUCCCAUUCCCACAUCCCUUCCUACUCCAAUCAGAUUGAGGGUCAGAGUUCAGGAAGAUGUCUUUCUCAUCCCAAUUCCACAAAGUGAGGCAGACUCGUGCACCGUGUCGUGGCUGUGCCAACAGGCAGCUCAGCGGUUUUACCAGAAGUGUGGCCUCCUGCCGCGCCUCUCUCUGCAGAAGGAAGGUGCUCUCCUUUCACCUCACGACUUGCUGCUUGCCGUCCUGCACAGUAACGAAGAGGUGCUUGCUGAAGUGUGUUCCUGGGAUCUGCCUCCUCUGCCGGAGCGCUACAAGAAGGCCUGUGACAGCCUGGCAGUAGGUGAGGAAUGCAUGCGCACACACAUGCACACACACAAAGGUGCACGUCUACAUGGCGUGAUAAUACAUCUGAGAUGCGUUUUCUUUGUCAUGACGGUUGCAGAUGAGAACAAGCGUGUCACCCACCUGUGUGAGGUGCAUGAUGGGAGUUCCUCCAUGGCAGUGUGCAGCCUCGGCUUGGCGCCAUCUUCUCUCCACCCACUCCUUCGAGCCCUGAAGCUGCAGGCCAGCCUCACCGAGCUGCAGAUUUGUGGCAACCGUCUCCAUGACGACCUUCUUCCUGAACUGGUUGCCGCAACAGCCACCAUGCCUCAUCUUCGCUUGCUCAACAUCUCUGCCAAUCAUAUUACAGGGGAGGGGCUGGAGAAAGCAGCGAAUGCUUUAAAGGGACAAAGCCAUCCUGUGUUCCCGUGCCUGGAGGAGCUUGACCUCAGCUUGAACCCACUAGGUGACUGUGUAGCUGAAUCUCUGUCCUGUUUGCUGUCCUGCUGCCCUCUGCUGGCCACACUGUCUCUGCAGGCGUGUGGCCUCACCGCUCGAUUUCUUCAGCAGCAUCGACUACUGCUGGCCGACGCUUUAGCAGGCACAGGUCACCUGAAGUCCGUUAGUCUAUCCCACAAUACACUGGGCUCAACCGGCUUCGAGCUCCUGUUAAAGACGCUGCCGCUGCACUGUCUCACACACCUCGACCUGUCUGCAGUCCGCAGAGGGUCUGAUGCCCCGGCGCUGGAACACAUCGCCAAAGUUGUAUCUCAGGGUGGAUGUUCACUGACACACUUGAGCCUGGCAGCAAACGGCUUGACAGACAGCAGUGUCACCACACUGGCCAGGUCCCUGCCUUUCUGUCCAACUCUAGUGAGUCUGAACCUAUCAGGGAAUCCAUCUGUUACCUCAGAAGGGCUUCACAGCAUCUUGAUCUCCCUCAGAGAGGCUUCUCGACCUUUGAAACUCCUGAACCUCCAAGGUUGUCGAAUAUCUGGACCCUGGAACAGCACCGAUCUGGAGGGUUUAUCAGACCAAGUCAGAGAUCUCCGCCUCUGUUCACAGGGACUCAACAAACUGGACCGUCAGGCUUUAAAACAGAAUCUGGACCACCAGAACUCACUCAUCUUAGACCGAAACACUAAAUGCUUCUUGUCUUCUUCCGCCUCUUCGUGAAGACUGUCUUCUCCUCAUCCCUUCACAUACAGAAAACCUCAGGAUGAUGGCAGGUCUUUGUUUUUGCUGUCCCAGUGUGUGCCGUAUUUAAGCCUGCACACAGCUUUUAGUGUCAGAGAACGAUCCUUUUUAAGGCCCCAUUAGCACAUAUCUGCAAAUGGAUCAACAUACUGCCUGAAACAAAAACAGCUGCUAACAGUAUAUCUGUGGACUUGGUUUAUAUGGAAUUAGAGUCAUAUCUGUUGUGCGUCUUAUCUGUGUAGCAUGUAAAGAGAAAAAUGUUUGUGUUUUGAUUUAAAGUAAUUAUAAUUAAAGCAACUGAUUAUUGGUU
This is a messenger RNA of Thalassophryne amazonica, 5006 nucleotides long. It is a transcript of the gene tonsl, whose product is annotated as tonsoku-like, DNA repair protein. Lineage: Eukaryota; Metazoa; Chordata; Actinopteri; Batrachoidiformes; Batrachoididae. The transcript has 27 exons. The record is from RefSeq and is a predicted model, not a curated record. The coding region runs from base 257 to 4675 and encodes 1472 amino acids. Gene Ontology annotation, molecular function: protein binding.